CUUCCCGACCCCCGCGCUGCGCCAGCGCCUGGGAGGGAGGCGGAGGAUGGAAGUGGGUUUAUCGGCCAUUACCCUCUGUCUCGCCAGCAGCCCUGCGGUGGCGACCACGAUGGACCCGGAGCCGGUGGGCCGAGCGGAAGGAGAAGCAGUCGCAGCCCCGGGGGGGGCGGGCGCCGCGUCGGGGAAUCGGCGCGGCAGCCGCUGGGUAAGUAAUGAAAGAGGCUUUGAAAAUGUAGAACUGGGAAUCAUAGGAAAAAAGAAGAAAGUCCCCAGGAGAGUUAUCCACUUUGUUAGUGGUGAAACGAUGGAAGAAUAUAGCACAGAUGAAGAUGAAGUUGAUGGCCUGGAGAAGAAAGAUGUUUUACCUACUAUUGAUCCGACAAAACUUACCUGGGGCCCCUACUUAUGGUUCUAUAUGCUUCGGGCUGCCACAUCAACCCUCUCAGUGUGUGACUUUCUUGGAGAGAAGAUUGCAUCUGUUUUGGGCAUCAGCACCCCAAAAUACCAAUAUGCCAUUGAUGAGUAUUACCGGAUGAAGAAGGAGGAAGAAGAAGAAGAAGAAGAGAAUAGGAUGUCUGAAGAAGCGGAAAGACAGUUCCAACAGAAUAAGCUGCAGGCUGAUUCCCUUGUUCAGACAGAUCAACCUGAAACAGUGGUUUCCACUUCAUUUGUGAAUCUCAACUUUGAAAUGGAGGGAGAAAGUGAAAUAAUUAUGGAAAACAAACAAAACCUAGUCUCUGUCCCACCAUAGAAUGAAAUGACUGCCAACCUUCAAACCCUAUGGUGUUUUUUAAUAACAGGAACUUUCACAUUCUUCACUCAGUGGAAAUAAUAGUUAUUUAUAUUUUAAGUUAUUAAAUUAUCUGGGAAGGAAAAAUAUUUCAUUUGUAGGCUAUAUCUAGCAAAAGCCAGAUCUGAAAUUUGAAUAUCUGUAAUAUGCUUUGUGUAUCAAAUCAGUGCUUUGGUUUUGAAAUGAUCUUUAAAAGUUGAGAUUCUAGAACCUUAAUUGCCAGUUAAGAAGAGUUAAACUGUCAAUCUUAUCCAUUAUUUGUACAUUUGCUUUAAAAAAACAAAACAAAACAGAAAGGUGAUUUGCUGAUGAAGGCUAACUGGAACUGUUAACCUGGAUUAAAAUGAAGAUUUUUCCCCCUAGACUUUCUCAUGCUAUGCCUUGCAUUUAUAUAUCUAACCAUUAAUUUCACAUUAAAGGUGGUUCAGAGUGUAAUAAAAGGAGCAAGAUGGAAGCACUUUGAA
Molecule: messenger RNA, 1254 nt
Organism: Tupaia belangeri chinensis (Chinese tree shrew)
Lineage: Eukaryota; Metazoa; Chordata; Mammalia; Scandentia; Tupaiidae
Gene: FAM177A1
Product: family with sequence similarity 177 member A1
Exons: 6
Coding region: 47-751 (234 amino acids)
Source: RefSeq, a predicted model, not a curated record